Molecule: messenger RNA, 4113 nt
Organism: Fundulus heteroclitus (mummichog)
Lineage: Eukaryota; Metazoa; Chordata; Actinopteri; Cyprinodontiformes; Fundulidae
Gene: pnpla8
Product: patatin-like phospholipase domain containing 8
Exons: 10
Coding region: 292-2484 (730 amino acids)
Biological process (GO): arachidonate metabolic process
Cellular component (GO): membrane
Source: RefSeq, a predicted model, not a curated record
GCACUCCAUUUCCUGUUUACCAUUCACAACUAGCCUCGAUGGAAGCGCUGGAAUCCCAGCUCCACGAUCAAUGAAAUCUUUCCGAAAACCCUCUUUGUGUGUCAUCGGGAGGAGGCUACAACAGAGUUUCGGCACAGAUAAACUUUCCUUUUAAAAAUGGACCUGUGACAACCGUAGAUCACGAAGGCGAACAUGCCAGGAUGCCGCGCCGUUCCGAACAAACCGUCUAGCCUUUCCUCUUUCCUGCCGUCUCUCCUUCGCUGAUGUUUCCUGCGGGUCAUCGUCAGACGCAUGUCGCGCCUCAGGUCCACAAUCGAUAGCGUUACCAAGGCGGUGGGCGGCACGGACCUCAUCUCCAGGUUUUCCCGCUUCAAGCCCGGCGGCGCCCAUGCCGAGAAAGCGGCGCUCAGAGCCGAGACCUUGAGCUCCCAUGACAACGCCUCCGGAGGAACGCGGGAAAGGGCCGGCGGGAUAGACGGAGCAGCGGAGGAGGCAGAUGAGCAGAGGGAGCAGGUUACGGAAAAGCCUUUCGUCGCCCCGCAGAGGCCUUCGUCCGCUUUAGCCUCGGCGGCCAACGCACCUGCUCUUGGCUCUUCCUCGGCCGCGGCAAAGCAGAGCAGGCAGCUGUUCCACCCGGCCGCUCUGUCCGCGAACAUGGAUGAGACGUACAAGACUCUGUCCAACCACAUCGACAGCUACUUUGGCCCAAACGCACAGGGGGAGGACGGAGAGAACGCCCAGCGGCAGCACCUUCCCGAGCCCGUCCCCGGGGUCACCACCCUGAGAACAGCCGACCGCAUCCCCGCUUUGGCUCCAGCCUCAAAGACGGAGGAUGCCGUCGCGCCCGCCGUCGCCCUCCCCUCCCCAAAGCCCGCCCCGGGCGCAGAGCCCCAAGCUGGCGAAGGCGCAGCCCCGUAUGUCCCCGAACCGAGCGCCUCCCCCAAGAAAGGCUUCAGCCACUACCUGUCCGACCCUCGGCCCAGCGUCCAGGCGUUCGUCGGCAGCUACCUCGUGCCCCUGGUUCCCAAGUUCCGAGGCGAUGCCAGAAAGCCGGCGGCCGAGAAGGACGGGUCGCCGGCCGGCGGUUUUGCCGAGGGCGCGGCGGACGCAGCGGCGCAGAAGACAGACGGCGAGGAGGAAAAAGCCGAGAAGGAGAGGCAGCAGCUGCUAAGUCAGAGGGAAAAGAUAAUAGCCAGAGUGAGCGUGGACAACAGGACCAGAGCGCUGGUGAAGGGUCUGCAGAGGGUCGCUGACGUGGCGCUCCUCACCGCUCGCGUGGAGGAGCUCAGCUUCCACCUCCUGGAGUUCCCCGAGACCCGGGGCGUGGCAGUCAAGGAGAACGUGUUGCCGUGUCUGCUGCGGCUGCGCCAGGCCAGGGACCUUCCCCUCCAGGCGGCUGUCAGGGAGGCUCUGGCGCUGGUCGGCUACACAGAUCCAGUCAAAGGCAGAGGGAUCCGGGUGCUGACUAUAGAUGGAGGAGGCACGAGCCGCAGAGGACUGCUGGCCCUGCAGACGCUUCACAAACUGCAAGACCUGACUGGCAAGCCAAUCCAUCAGCUCUUCGACUACAUCUGCGGAGUCAGCACGGGUGCCAUUUUGGCUUUCAUGCUGGGGAUUUUCCAGAUCCCCUUGGAAGAGUGUGAGGACAUGUACAGGAAGCUGGGCUCGGACAUCUUCAAACAGAACGUCUUCGUCGGAACCAUGAAGAUGGGCUGGAGCCAUGCUUUCUACGACAGCGAAAUGUGGGAGAGCAUCCUCAAAGAACGCAUGGGUGAGGGACGCAUGAUUGACAGUGCAAGGGACCCACACUGCCCCAAAGUGGCAGCGGUGAGCACCAUCGUCAACAGAGGCUUGCCCCUGAAGGCCUACGUGUUCAGGAACUACAGGCUCAUGCCAGGAGUCAGGUCGCACUACCUUGGAGACUGCGACCACAAGAUGUGGCAGGCCAUCCGGGCCUCGUCUGCCGCCCCCGGAUACUUUCAGGAAUUUGUUCUGGGGAAAGACCUCCAUCAGGACGGAGGACUGCUCAUCAACAACCCCACGGCUUUGGCCAUUCACGAGUGCAAGUGUCUGUGGCCCAACGCGCCCCUGCAGUGCGUGCUGUCUCUGGGGACGGGCCGGUACGAGACCGUGGGCAAGAACAGCACCAGCUACACCAGCCUGAAGACCAAGCUGGCUCACGUCAUCAGCAGUGCCACGGACACAGAGGAGGUGCACACCAUGCUGGACGCCCUCCUGCCGCCGGACACCUACUUCCGCUUCAACCCCUACAUGAGCGAGGACGUGCCGUUGAACGAAAGCCGCGUUGAGAAGCUGAACCUCCUCAAGGGCGAAGGGGAGCGUUACCUCGAGCGCAACGAGGCCAAACUGAAGAAGGCGGCCAGGGUGCUGGGCCAGGAGAAGGGCGUCAUCCAGAGGCUGGCCGAGUGGGCUAAGCUAAAAGCCGACAUGUACGAGGGAAUGCCCUUUGUGUCAAAACUGUAAGCGGUUUUAAUUUUAAGGGGGGGGGGGGGGAUGCAUUCCAGAUACACCACACUUUUUCUUUGGAAUUUGAUUAAUUCCUAAAAGUUUAGGUGGGCUAAUUUGUGACAUUAACCCAACACUAAAAGCUGUGUAUGUAUUACUACAUUAAUAACAUAGGGAAACAACAGUGUUUAAUAACUUAUACAAUUCUUUGUUGAAAAUAAUAUUUGUGAUCGAUAAAAAUAUUAUGGAAGAUUUUUUUUUUUUAAAGUAUGCAUUUCUUAAAAAAAAAAAAAAUACAUUUCUUAAAGUGUCAUGUUUACACGUGUGAGACACAUGUCCAUAGCCUGAUAUGUUGAUGUGCAACGUGUUCGUUUUUACAUGUGAAUAUUUCCAGAACAAAUGUCUGAAAAUGGAGCUGCACCGAUCAGUCGGAUAGAGGUCAUAAUGGGAGGAAUCUGAUUUUUUUAUUUUAUUUCCUGUCCAUUAAAAAGAUUAAAACAGCGAAGCUCCGGCCAUUCAAGCAUCAACCUACUGCAUGAGCUCCAUUUAAGGCCAGGAACAUAUGUGCUGAAGCAUAAAUCUGGCCAACGUUGGGAGUUGCUCCAUUUUUCUAUUGAAUUCAAAGUUACUACCUCGAUCAUGGAACCUUUAUCACAUUUAUCUUGUAUGUGGGAGUCCCGAAGAGCUCAAAGAAAACUGGAAAUUGGGCAGGAAAAAAAAAAAAGUCUGAUCGGUGCAUCUCUACCUGAAAGUGAUGUUUGCUUGCGUCCUCGGUAACUUGAAUACAUUAAGGUGUAACAGAAAUGGGAUUGCACUGUGGGAACUGAAACGUGAUUGCCUAUUACUAACACUGUACAAAAAGGAAAACAGGAAAGACUUGUGCACUUUGUAGGUUUUUUUUUUUAAUCCUAGACAGAAAAUUGACUGUUUGAAACAAUCAUGAAUGUAUUUAAGUUCCUCUUUGUAGCGUUUAGGAAAACUAAGAAGCCUAAACAUUUACUGGCCAAAAGCGUUAGGUACUCCUAAUUUUAUCACAGCAUGUUUAUUCUGCUUAAAGGGUUGAUUUAUGGUCCAAUAUUUUAUCAAACCCUUCAUUGUUUGAGCAUGUUUAACGUGAAGAGAAUCAAAUCGCUGUGAUUCCUUUCUUCUUUAUUCCCUAAUGGAAUUUUAAAUGGAUCCAGAAUGAAAGAAUAAAACCUGUAAAUAAAGCUCUCUUGACUUCUCACGUCCUCUCAGUUUAAGCAUCACUUGUUAUAUUCGACACACUUUCACACUACACAAUACAGUCGUCACACAACCAUGCGGAGUGUCGUCCUGUGGUGAAUUGCCUUUUCUUUUAGCCACAAUGUCAGAUUCUGUGCUUCAUUUUUCUUUCUUAAUUCGUCGCUGAAAUUAAGAGCAUCGUUUCUUCAAGUCCUGCUGUUGUUGCCAUAGCCCGCAUUUAGCGAUAUGCCAUCAGGGGUCCUAACCACAACUCUUGACAUCUGACAGUGAAUGAUGGAACUUCUCUUAUUCCUUCUUUUAAUUUUGGAUUUGUUUGCCAAAAAAAUGACCCAAAAUAUAGAAUGUGGCAAACGUAAUGCAGUCAUAGAAUAAAAUUAAAGGAGGUGUGGAACAUCUGCCUGCAGCUUUCUGCUACGCCUGGUG